Molecule: messenger RNA, 6450 nt
Organism: Camellia sinensis
Lineage: Eukaryota; Viridiplantae; Streptophyta; Magnoliopsida; Ericales; Theaceae
Product: E3 ubiquitin-protein ligase UPL3
Biological process (GO): protein polyubiquitination; proteasome-mediated ubiquitin-dependent protein catabolic process
Molecular function (GO): ubiquitin protein ligase activity; protein binding
Source: RefSeq, a predicted model, not a curated record
UCUCUCUCUCUCAAAAAAAAAAUAUAUAUAUAUAUGUAUAUAUAUCGAUUUAUAAAAGACCAAACAAACACCCCAACCGAUCACUCACAAUUUCUUCGAUUAAAGUCAAUACUUUAAUCUUUUAAGCGAAUAUUCUAGGGUUUGUGAUUUGGGGGUUUUGCUCAGGAUUGUUGAGCUGAUUCGGUGAAGGAUCGAAUUUGUUCGAUUGAAUUCGAGAAAUUAGGGUUUCGUAAACGAUGAUGAUAACGAAUUUCGGAUCGGGAAGCGUUUGAUCGCCGCUCUUCGGCGAUCCGGUUCGCGAUUUUGAGGGGGUUUAGGUUUUGUAUGGAAACUCGGAGUCGGAAGCGGGCGGAGGCUACCUCAUCAGCCCCUUCUUCCUCAUCUUCUGGUCCUAAAACCCGUCUCAGCAAGCGACCUCGCCUCUCCUCCGCCGCCGUCGUUUCCACUCGUUCACGCGUAACUCGGUCCCAAGACUCAUUGGCUUCGUCUACUCCGAUGGAUUCAACGAACGAAUCAUCUGGGUCUCGUGGCCGACGAGGAAAGAAUCAGGGUUCAGAUAAGGACAAUUCGGACAAAGGGAAAGAAAAAGAGCAUGAAAUUAGGGUUAGGGAUAGAGAAAGAGACACUGAGAGAAGCCUAGGGGGGUUGAAUAUAGAUGGUAAUGGUGGAGACGAUGAUGAUAACGACAGCGAAGGUGGUGGUGUUGGGAUUCUUCACCAGAAUUUGACUUCUGCGAGCAGUGCACUUCAAGGGCUUCUUCGGAAAUUGGGUGCAGGGUUGGAUGAUUUGCUUCCAUCGUCGGGAAUGGGAUCGGCAUCGUCGUCGCAUCUGAGCGGGCGGUUGAAGAAGAUCUUAUCUGGGUUGCGUGCGGAUGGAGAGGAAGGACGACAAGUCGAGGCUUUAACACAGCUUUGUGAGAUGUUAUCUAUUGGUACUGAAGAGUCACUUAGUACUUUCUCGGUGGAUUCGUUUGUGCCUGUGCUUGUUGGGUUGCUUAAUCACGAGAGCAAUCCCGAUAUCAUGCUUCUUGCGGCCCGGGCUCUGACACAUCUGUGUGAUGUACUUCCUUCUUCAUGUGCUGCGGUCGUGCACUAUGGUGCAGUUUCUUGUUUCGUUGCUCGAUUGCUGACAAUUGAGUACAUGGACUUGGCUGAACAGUCCCUUCAAGCUCUAAAGAAGAUUUCUCAGGAACACCCAACUGCUUGUUUGAGAGCAGGUGCGCUAAUGGCAGUGCUUUCAUAUCUUGACUUCUUUUCCACUGGAGUCCAGCGCGUAGCGUUGUCUACUGCGGCAAAUAUGUGCAAGAAACUUCCUUCAGAUGCAGCUGACUUUGUGAUGGAAGCUGUUCCUUUGUUGACAAACCUUCUUCAGUAUCACGAUGCGAAGGUGCUAGAGCAUGCAUCUGUAUGCUUGACUCGAAUUGCUGAGGCAUUUGCAUCAUCUCCAGAUAAGCUGGAUGAAUUAUGUAAUCAUGGAUUGGUUGCACAAGCCGCCUCACUCAUUUCCAUAAGCAAUUCUGGAGGUGGUCAGGCAUCUCUUAGCACACCUACCUACACGGGUUUAAUCCGACUGCUUUCCACAUGUGCAAGUGGGUCCCAUCUGGGAGCCAAAACUUUGCUACUCCUUGGCAUCAGUGGUAUUCUUAAAGAUAUACUAUCAGGUUCAGGCCUUGCUUCUAGCAUUUCUGUAUCACCUGCCUUAAACAAACCACCAGAGCAGAUUUUUGAGAUUGUCAACCUUGCAAAUGAGCUUCUUCCCCCACUACCCCAAGGGACCAUAUCUCUUCCAGCCAGCACAAAUCUAUUUGUUAAAGGUCCUCUUUCAAAGAAGUCUCCUGUCAGUAGUUCUGGCAAACAAGAAGAUACAAAUGGAAGUGUAACUGAGGUUUCAGCUCGUGAGAAGUUAUUAAAUGAUCAGCCUGAACUUCUGCAGCAAUUUGGAAUGGACCUUCUUCCAGUUUUAAUUCAGAUAUAUGGAUCCAGUGUGAAUGGUCCUGUGCGGCACAAAUGUCUCUCAGUUAUAGGAAAAUUGUUGUACUUCAGCAGUGCAGAUAUGAUCCAGACUCUAAUAAAUGGGACAAACAUAUCGAGCUUCUUAGCUGGGGUUUUAGCGUGGAAAGAUCCACAAGUCUUGGUUCCUGCCCUUCAAAUAGCGGAGAUUCUAAUGGAAAAACUUCCAGGGACUUUCUCCAAGAUGUUUGUGAGGGAAGGUGUGGUUCAUGCUGUAGAUGCACUUAUUUUAGUUGGGUCAUCCAAUAUUCCUCCUUCCCAACCAUCUUCCAAUGAAAAAGAUAAUGAUUCUAUACCUGGAUCAUCAUCACGUAGACGGUAUCGGCGACGCAGUGGUAACUCAAAUGCAGAUUUAAACUCUAGUGAAGAUUCAAAAAAUCCAGUUCCGGUUAUUGGUUCACCUCCAAGCUCAGUAGAGAUUCCAACCAGCAACUCUAGUCUUCGUAUGGCAGUCAGUGCAUGUGCCAAAGUUUUCAAAGAAAAAUACUUCCCUUCGGAUCCUGGGGCCACUGAAGUUGGAGUUACAGAUGAUCUUCUACAUUUAAAGAAUCUCUGCAUGAAGUUGAAUGCUGGCACUGAUGAUCAAAAGACUAAGUUGAAGGGGAAGUCUAAAGCUUCUGGGUCUCGCUUUGCAGAGUUUUCUGCUAGUAAAGAGGAGAACUUAGUCGAGGUGAUAUCUGAGAUGCUUGCAGAGCUAAGCAAGGGGGGUGGUGUGUCCACUUUUGAGUUCAUCGGGAGUGGAGUUGUGGCUGCUUUACUAAACUACUUUUCUUGUGGAUACUUCUCCAAGGAGAGAAUUUCGGAAGCUAACCUUCCCAAGCUUCGCCAGCAAGCAAUCAGAAGAUACAAGGCUUUUAUUGCGGUUGCUCUCCCUUCUACUGUUGAUGAAGGUAGUGUGGCUCCUAUCAGUGUCCUAGUUCAGAAGCUUCAAAAUGCUUUGUCGUCCUUGGAGCGCUUUCCUGUUGUGCUGAGCCAUACUUCUCGACCAUCUAGUGGAAAUGCACGUCUCUCUUCUGGUCUGAGUGCAUUGUCCCAGCCAUUUAAGUUGCGUCUAUGUAGAGCCCAAGGGGAAAAAUCACUGCGUGAUUAUUCUUCUAAUGUUGUAUUAAUUGAUCCAUUGGCAAGUUUAGCAGCUGUAGAAGAUUUCCUUUGGCUCCGAGUCCAAAGAAGCGAGUCUGGACAGAAGCCCUCUGCAUCUGUAGGAAACUCUGAAUCUGGGACCACACUUACCGGAGCUGGUGCUUCAUCACCUUCUACUUGUACUCCUGCUUCCGCCACUCGUCGCCAAUCUACUAGAUCCAGAUCAUCUGUUAAUAUUGGAGAUACAGCCAAAAAGGAAUCUUCACAAGAGAAAAAUGCUAGCUCAUCAAAAGGGAAGGGGAAGGGGAAGGCUAUUUUGACGCCUUCUCAGGAGGAGGCAAGAGGACCUCAAACAAGAAAUGCUGCCCGUAGAAGAGCAGCUCUGGAUAAAGAUGCGCAAAUGAAGACUGUAAAUGGAGACACAAGUUCUGAGGAUGAGGAGCUGGACAUAUCUCCUGUUGAGAUUGAUGACGCGUUGGUGAUUGAUGAUGAUGAUAUCUCAGAUGAAGACGAAGAUGACCAUGAUGAUGUACUGGGAGAUGAUUCUCUUCCUGUUUGCAUGGCAGAUAGAGUACAUGAUGUUAAAUUAGGUGAUUCAGCUGAUGAUAGUCCUGUUGCCCCUGCAACCAGUGAUAGCCAGACCAACCCAGCUUCUGGUUCUAGUAGCAGGGCUGCUACAGUUAGGGCUUCAGACUCUACAGAGUUUAGGAGUGGGAACUCCUUUGGUUCAAGGGGUGCAAUGUCAUUUGCUGCUGCCGCCAUGGCUGGGCUUGCAUCUACAAAUGGUAGAGGUAUCAGGGGAGGCAGAGAUCGGCAUGGACGCCAUCUGUUUGGUUCUAACGACCCUCCUAGACUAAUAUUUUGUGCAGGUGGGAAGCAGCUUAACAGGCACUUGACUAUCUAUCAGGCUAUCCAACGUCAGCUUGUGCUAGAUGAAGAUGAUGAGGAGAGGUAUACUGGCAAUGAUUUUGUGGCCAGUGAUGGAAGUAGGCUUUGGAGUGAUGUUUAUACCGUAACAUAUCAAAGAGCAGACAGCCAGACUGAUAGGGGUUCAGUUGGAGCAUUGAAUUCUACAACCACAUCUAAAUCAACCAAGGCCGGGUCUAUGUCGAAUUCCAACACUGAUUUGUCAUUGCAACGAAUGUCGCUUCUUGAUAGUAUUUUGCAGGGGGAGCUUCCUUGUGAUCUGGAAAAAAAUAAUUCUACUUACAAUAUAUUAGCACUGUUGCGUGUAUUAGAGUGUUUGAAUCAGCUUGCACCCCGAUUGAGAGUCCAGGCAGUGACUGACAGUUUUGCCGAAGAGAAGAUUUUGAGUCUGGAUGAGCUGAGUGUUACCGGUAUCAAGGUUCCUCCCGAGGAAUUUAUUAAUACUAAGCUCACUCCAAAAUUGGCUCGACAAAUCCAGGAUGCCCUUGCACUUUGCAGUGGAAGUCUUCCGUCAUGGUGUUACCAGUUGACUAAAGCAUGUCCAUUCUUGUUUCCUUUUGAGACUCGGCGUCAGUAUUUCUAUUCUACCGCUUUUGGGUUGUCACGGGCUUUAUAUCGGCUUCAGCAGCAGCAGGGCGCAGAUGGUCAAGGAUCAACCAACGAAAGAGAGGUUAGGGUUGGGAGGUUACAGCGCCAGAAAGUGCGUGUCUCCCGUAAUCGUAUUCUGGAUUCGGCUGCAAAAGUUAUGGAGAUGUAUUCAAGCCAAAGGGCUGUUCUUGAAGUAGAAUAUUUUGGUGAAGUUGGCACUGGAUUGGGACCUACUUUGGAGUUCUACACCCUUUUAAGUCAUGAUUUACAGAAAAUUGGACUUGGAAUGUGGAGGUCAAAUUCUUCUUCUGACAAAUCUUCAAUGGAGGUUGAUGGAGAUGAACAAAAAAAGGGGAAGAUCAGUAAUGGUGGUAGUGAUCUUGUCCAAGCUCCUCUUGGAUUGUUCCCUCGUCCUUGGCCCCCUAGUGCUGAUGCUUCGGAUGGUAGCCAAUUUUUCAAAGUUGUUGAAUAUUUCCGGCUAGUUGGUCGUGUGAUGGCCAAAGCUCUUCAAGAUGGGCGACUUCUGGACCUGCCAAUGUCAACAGCAUUUUAUAAGCUUGUGCUUGGUCAGGAGCUUGAUUUGCAUGACAUUCUUUCUUUUGAUGCUGAAAUUGGGAGGACUUUGCUAGAAUUGCAAGCCAUUGUUUGCCGGAAAAAAUAUCUUGAAUCAGUGAUUGGUCACAAUUGUGAAGAUAUUGCUGGCUUACAUUUUCGUGGGUCUCCAAUUGAAGAUCUUUGUUUGGAUUUCACCCUUCCUGGUUAUCCAGAUUACGCUCUGAAACCAGGCGAAGAUAAUGUGAAUAUUAAUAACUUGGAGUUGUACAUAUCCUUAGUGGUUGAUGCUACUGUUAAGACUGGAAUUACGAGGCAAAUGGAAGCAUUUAGAGCUGGGUUUAAUCAAGUCUUUGACAUCUCGACUCUACAAAUAUUUUCCCCACAUGAAUUGGACUAUCUGCUUUGUGGCCGUAGAGAGCUGUGGGAGGCUGAAACACUCGUAGAUCAUAUAAAAUUUGAUCAUGGAUACACUGCCAAGAGCCCUGCUAUUGUUAAUUUGCUUGAGAUUAUGGGAGAGUUCACCCCAGAGCAGCAACGGGCUUUCUGUCAGUUUGUCACUGGUGCACCUCGGCUCCCACCUGGUGGUUUGGCAGUGCUGAAUCCGAAAUUGACAAUUGUGAGAAAGCUUUCUGCAACAACUGGAAACACAAUGGCCAAUGGGACCGGAUUAUUAGAAUCUGCGGAUGAUGACUUGCCGAGUGUAAUGACAUGUGCUAAUUAUCUCAAGCUUCCUCCCUACUCUACCAAGGAAAUUAUGUUCAAGAAACUACUCUAUGCAAUAAGUGAAGGGCAGGGCUCUUUUGAUUUGUCAUGAGUUGUCAAACCUAACAAAUUAAUUUGUGGAUAUUAUAUGGGAAGAGUUUCGGGUUCAUUUCUUUAUUGGGCUAAUUUUGGUGUUGGAAGUAAGGCUUCUUUUCAUGCUCAAAUAACAGCUGCUUUUGUUGGUGCCUCUGCAUGAAGUAGCUGACAUUUUUGAGAUGGAUGUGGCGCCCUUUGUCAAGUGGAUGAAGGAUCUAGAAGCUUCUAUGAAGAUUGGAAUCGUGGAGCUAUUUUCCAAUGCAAUUGCAUGUAAAUAGAUAGGAUUUUGGGAUAAUUCUUCUUCUCCUCCGCUUAUUUCAACUUAAAUUUGCUGUUUGAGUAUUACAUAUGCGGGCAUGGAUUCGGCCCUUGCCUUUCUGCUCAUAAAUUUAAUUGGUGCAUCAUAUUACUGAAUAUUUUUAUCAGAAUAAUAAAAUAGUGUAGAAAGAAAGAAAGAAAGAAAAAAGGUUCAGACCAAUUUUCUUUGCACCUG